This is a messenger RNA of Megalops cyprinoides (Indo-Pacific tarpon), 3177 nucleotides long. RefSeq names its product zinc finger protein X-linked (gene zfx). The transcript is spliced from 8 exons. Gene Ontology annotation, cellular component: nucleus. Gene Ontology annotation, molecular function: DNA-binding transcription factor activity, RNA polymerase II-specific; metal ion binding; RNA polymerase II cis-regulatory region sequence-specific DNA binding. The coding region runs from base 103 to 2181 and encodes 692 amino acids. Gene Ontology annotation, biological process: regulation of DNA-templated transcription. The record is from RefSeq and is a predicted model, not a curated record. NCBI's taxonomy places the organism in Eukaryota, Metazoa, Chordata, Actinopteri, Elopiformes, Megalopidae.
GCCCGAGUCUGGGGGGAACCAGGACGGCCUGGGGAGGCGUGACAGCUGCACGGGCCGCCGUUUACCAAUAUCAGGACUGAACACAGAUGAGGUGUGAAGAGGAUGGAUGAAGGUGUGACAGGGCUGAAGCCUAAGAUUAUAUUCCAUAGCUCAGAUGCAGGGGUCCUGCAGGGCAGGGAGGUGAUGGUGGAGCUGCAGGAGACUGCUCUGGAGUUGGAGGUGGGAGGAGAGGAGGAGGAGGAGGAGGAGGUGAUCCAGGACUCCGUGGAGUGCGUGCAGUGCAGCGAGGAGGACGAGGAGGGGCUGGGGUCAGCCGUUGCUGUGGAGACCUGUGGGAUGUCACUCGCAGGAGUGACCGUGGGGGAGAGUCACCUGGGGCUGGAUGGCCUGCAGGUGGGCAUGGCUCCAGAGGAGCUGCUCGUGGCAGACCAGGACACCUGUGGAGACUACCUGAUGAUCUCCUUGGAUGAGGAGGGUAAGAUGGUGGAGGAGGGGGCAGAGGUGAUGGUGGAGGGCAUGGAGGAGCAGGGAGAUGUGAAGGAGGAAGAGGAGGAGGAGGAAGGCCAGGAGGUCAUCAAGGUGUACGUCAUCAAGGCAGGCGCUGGCGAGAACGACUUCGGGGGUACUGUGGACAUCGCCGAGAGAGACCAGGGGGUGGAGCUAACGGACCUGUCAGGCCGUUCAAUCCGGGAGGAGAUGGUGUACGUGUCCGCUGGUGACACCCAUCACAAUGAAGAGGACUUGGGAGGGGGUGAGGCAGCUGAGGGGGUGUGUGUGGAGGUGGUGGUGGGCGGAGAGGAGGCGGUGCCUCUGGAACAGGCCUAUGACAACACAGCUCUGAGCAACGACUGCACACCUGUGACCUGGCCUGCCGCCUGUGCAGGUGUGGAGGCCGGUGAGGGCAGUGAGAGCAGGGUCAGAGUGGCCAGCACAGUGCGGCACGUGGGCCAGGUGGGGGGCAAAUCCAGCCACGCCCCAUACCAGCACAGCAAGAGCAGGAAGCGCGCCGAACCGCGGCACGUCCAGACAGUGGUCAUCCUCGGCCCCCACGGACAGCCCCUGACUGCCUACCCCUGUUGCCUCUGCGGAAAGAAGUUCAAAUCACACGGCUUCCUUAAGCGCCACACCAGAAACAACCACCAGGAGGCGCUGAACCGCAAGAAGUACCAGUGCAGCGACUGCGACUUCAGCACCAACAGGAAGGCCAGCCUGCACAGCCACAUGGAGGCGCACACUGCGAGCAGCACGGAGGAGUUCCGCCAGCAGAGGGCGCCACCUGCCCCGCGCCUGCCGGUGGUACACACGGGCGAGAAGCCCUUCCCCUGCCGUCCGGCGGACUCCUCCACCCCGCAGACGCACGCGAAGGCGUCAUCGCCCGCCCCACCGCCCGCGCCGACGCACGCCGACCCCCGAGGGCGCCGCUGCCCCCACUGCCCGCACCGCAGCUCCAGCUCCAGCGACCUCAAGCGCCACGUCAUCUCUGCCCACACCAGGGACUACCCCCACCGCUGCCCCGCCUGCCGCAAGGGCUUCCACCGGCCCUCCGAGCUGAGGAGGCACUCUGCCGGCCGCUGUCCGGGCCCCACCCGCAGCCCCGCCUCUGCCCUCGGCCCCGCCCCUGCAUCCGCCCACAGCCCUGCCCCCACCUCUGCCCCUGAUCCCGCCUCUGCCCCUGAUCCCGCCUCCGCCCCUGAUCCUGCCUCUGCCCCUGAUCCUGCCUCUGCCCCUGAUCCCGCCUCAACUCCUGAUCCCACCCCAGCCCCCAUACCUGCCCCUGUCCCUGGCCCCAACCCCUCCCCCGCCCCCACCCCCGGCCCCACCCCCUCUGCCAGGAAGCCGCACCGGUGUCGGCACUGCGGUCUGCGGGCGGCCGACCCCUUUGCUCUGAGUCGGCACAUCCUGUCCGCGCACACCAAGAAGCCGGCCACGGCCGGGCGGGGCAGGGGGAGGGGCGUGUCCGGGGGCGGGGCCAAGGGCCCGCAGCGAGGCCGGCGGGUGUACCAGUGUCAGUACUGCAACUACAGCACGGGCGACGCCUCUGGCUUCAAGCGCCACGUCAUCUCCAUCCACACCAAGGACUACCCCCACCGCUGCCAGCACUGCGGCAAGGGCUUCCGCCGGCCCUCCGAGAAGAACCAGCACAUCGCGCGCCACCACAGGGAGCUGGCGGCUUCCGAGUGACCGCGCCCGCCACACCCGCUGCCCGAGCCGGGCCCAGGGGUCGCGCUCACCGCCGCCCCUGGCAUCGUCUUCCUCACUGUAAUUACUAACGUUUCCAUGCGAAUGAUGUGUUUUGCAUCCUCACGUCCUGGGAUGUGAUUGGUUGCUGUGAGGUGGGGGUGUGUCCCAGUGGAGGACUCUGUCAGGUGCAGGGUGGGGUAUUUUCUUACUGUGUCACUGGUUCCACACUCAGCCUCUGACUUCCUGUCUUUUGUGGUGUUAAUGUCUUUGUAUUCUGUUUCUAACAGAGUUCACAGCGUACCCUGUAUUUCUCUGCUCUAAAUGCAAGGCUGAAAAAGCAUAGAAAUUAAUUAUUAAACAAUGAAAUAUUUGCAAAAGAGAAAGGCCGCUGAAAUCAGGUGACCUGCCCUGAGAGGUCUCGCACUUUGCCUGCGUGGCCCCCUGCUGGCGGGAGAGUGUGUGACAGGAGGAGGCUGUCCUGGGUGUUUGGUUCAUUAAUGAUCUGAAUGAUUGGGGUUUUUUAUUUUAUUUUACAUUAACUGAGGGUAUGUCCUGACUGCUGUAGUUUGGCUGUUGUAAAGUGACUGAAAUAUGAUACUGGCAUGAGCUUCAUCACCCCGCAGUGGGCGGAGCCGGCACACUACUCACUGAUUCGCUAAAUCAAACCAGUCUGGCUGUUUUGCAGUGGAGAGUUAAGUAAUUUGAUUGAGCCAGCGCAUGGUAGCUCCACCCCUUAUGGAGCUGAGGAACCCCACCCCACCACCGCCCAGGAAGUGUGCAGUACGCCUCCAUCACUGAGGGCUGCCAUUGGCCAGGACUGCUGUCAAUCGUGCUCUGACAGAAUGAACCUCCGUAGCAGUGCCUCCUGUGUCCCGGGGAGUCCGUUGUCAUCACUGAUUUUGUCAUUGUUGAAAUUUCAGCUGUGUAUAUGAUAUUUAAAUUAUUUUGUACAGAAAUCUGAAAAAAAGAAUGUGUGUAGAGUGUACAUUUAAAAAG